This is a messenger RNA of Xyrauchen texanus (razorback sucker), 4717 nucleotides long. Its product is annotated as ceramide kinase-like. The record is from RefSeq and is a predicted model, not a curated record. Gene Ontology annotation, molecular function: kinase activity. The transcript has 13 exons. Lineage: Eukaryota; Metazoa; Chordata; Actinopteri; Cypriniformes; Catostomidae. Bases 154 to 1818 code for a protein of 554 amino acids.
AAAAACCGCUAUGUAGCUAAACUGCAUAGGUGAAAACGAGCAACAUCGUAGCUAUUAUUAUUUUUUAUAAUGAUCAUAAGACGUCAGGGCGAUAUAGUAUAAACUCGAUAUGAAAGUGAGAUAACUAAAGUGUAUUCGUUGUUAAGAGCAGAUAUGGAGAAGCAGUCGAGUCUGUUGUCUUCUCAGCUGUGUAUUCAGCGCAGAGAGUAUGAGGUCACAUUAAACUCCUUCUUUCUCGCGUGGAAAGAGAUACAAUCGGGCAAAAAAUACACCGGACGCGCCAUAUAUGGAGCUUUCAAAGCGGGUAGUCACUGUGUCCCAGUGUUUGAAAUCAUAGCCGUUCAGGAAAAGGAAGACAACGCUCCCGCUAAAGACAAUGGAAAAUGGCAGAAAGUUCCUCAAAGUCCAGUGGACUCCUGUCAGCACGCUUUUACAGUGUUCUACGUGGAGAGGACAAGGCAGCACUGCUGGCGGUGCAGGGAUGUGACCUUCCACUGCUCUGAACGGGCCAACUGUCUGCUCUGGGUCCAAACUAUUAGGGAACAACUUGCAUUGUUGACCAAUCGACCGAAAAGCUUGCUGGUGUACAUCAACCCCUACGGAGGAAAACAGCGUGGGAAGCAGAUUUAUGACCACAAAGUGGCCCCCGUCUUUUCCCGGGCUUCCAUUUCCACCGACGUGAUUGUUACAGAGCGUGCAAAUCAUGCCAGGGACCACUUGAAGACGGAGGCCAAUUUGAAGAAGUAUGACGGUGUGGUGUGUGUUGGAGGAGACGGCAUGUUCAGUGAGAUCAUGCAUGGCCUCGUCUCCCGUACGCAGCAGGACGCUGGUGUGGACGAGAACUCAACAGAAGAGCCCCUUGUUCCUUGUGGACUUCGCAUCGGCAUCAUUCCUGCAGGUUCCACUGACUGUAUCUGCUACGCCACAGUUGGCUCCAAUGACCCUGUGACCUCUGCACUGCACAUCAUUGUGGGUGAUUCUCAGCCGAUGGACGUUUGCUCAGUGCACAAUGACGUCAACUUCCUGCGUUACUCGGUGUCUCUGCUAGGUUACGGAUUCUACGGGGACGUGCUGACAGACAGUGAGAGGAAGCGCUGGCUGGGCCCAGCUCGCUACGAUAUCUCAGGUGUUAAAACAUUUCUGUCACAUCGCUACUAUGAGGGAACCGUGUCUUUCUUACCGGCUGAAGGGAACUUGGGAACUCCCCGUGACAAAAUCCAAUGUCGAUCAGGGUGUACUAUUUGUCAGCGAUCUUCGUCUGAUAAGCUGGUCAGCAAAGAUGAAGACAGUGUUUCAGAUGCUGAAUGUCUGGACAUGUGGACGGUUAUCAGAGGGAAGUUCCUGGCCAUCAACGCUGCCAGCAUGAGUUGUGCGUGUCCUCGCAGUCCUAAAGGCCUGUCGCCGUCAGCGCACCUCGCAGACGGAACCACUGACCUCAUCCUCGUCAGGAAGUGCUCUCGUCUCAACUUCCUGCGUCACCUGCUGCGCCACACCAAUAAAGACGACCAGUUUGAUCACUCUUUUGUGGAGGUGUAUCGGGUCAGACAGUUCAGCUUCAAACCCAGACAUCAGGAGUGUGAUUCUGAGGUGGAUGUAAGAGAGAGCGGAGCAGGAGGCAAGCGCUUCUUCAGUCAGAUUUGCAGGGAACACAGAGCAUGCGGCUGCAUACCGGCCCAGAGCAACUGGAACUGUGAUGGAGAGAUCCUCACACACACUGCUAUUCAAGUCAGGGUCCACUGCCAGUUGAUCAGACUGUUUGCGAGAGGAAUUGAAGAGCAGUCAGUUUUUGAAGACCCGUACGCUCUUUGUGCAAUAUAGAUCUCAAUGAAUUCACUUGAGAAACCUCCCGCUUGAUCAUGAAGGAUUGACACUCUUUGAACAGAAGUGUUGCUUUUGGCUCAACACAAUGUCAUGCUGUUUCUUACACUCUUAUACCCAGAUACUCCUCAUAAAGAUGUCUUUAGUUGAGGAAUUACAUGCAGAGCUGGAGGGAUUUGCAUCUUCAUAAUGUCUCCAAGCAGGCUGUAAACUGUAUUAGAUCCAGACAAGAUGGGGUUAGCUGUUCAAGACCUUGACGUUGCUGAUGAAAUCUCUUGCUGUGUGCAACGGCUUUUAGCUUUGGAGUUGUCUGCAUUGUCUUCCACAAUCAAGCUGGUCUUGAAGGUAUCGUGAAUUGAAUCCCAAAGUUGAACCCCUGAAACUGUGAAAAACGUCUAUUUUAGUUAUAAAAACAUUCCUCUUAGUAGCAACUUUAUUUUUUCGAGAUUUGAAGCACAUGAGGUGGUCAGGCGAUGAAGUUACUGGCAUACCAAAAACACUUGUUUCACUCUUGUUGAUAUUAAGUGGUUAGUUUUAUUUAAAAAUGAAAAUGUUGUUGGAAUAACAUCAGGGUGAGAAAAUACAUUUUCAUUUUUGUGUGAAGUAUUCCUGUACAAGUUAGCAUGGGUAGCGUUCCAUCAUGUAGACACAGUGUAGCCUAAAUCAGAUUUUACCCUUGAAUAGUAACAAUCUCUGAUUUCUUUAUGGACAAGACUUAGACAAGACCCUUACUGAUAUGGCAGGUGCGGCCAAUCCCGAUGAAUUUAGUACUAGUAGUUAUUUCCAUAACAUUUAGUGCAUCAGAAUGUAGCGUUAGUGAGCCAAACUACAAGCGCUGAGAGCUUCACUAUUUCACUGCAGGGUCAGUUUGUCUGUUUUUCAGCAUUAAGUCUGAAUGUAAAUGAAAAUGCUGAAGCACUUUUGUCUACGCUGUCUUGGCCCCCAAGAUUUUCACUCCCUUUAUAAUGAAUCACAUGUUUGUAUUUGUGUCUCCUAUGGUUAUUUUUUUUUUUUUUUCGUUUUAAGUUUCAUAUUGUUCCUGUAGUAUCAAAGGACAAAGUAGUUUAUGAUAGACCGAAAAAGUCAAAGAGAAAUAGCUUUUCAGUGUUGUGCAUGUCAGCUAGUUUAGUAUGCGUUUUUAAAGUGUUUCCCUGAGCUGUAGCAGUGAUGCAACUGUGAAGGCAACCGAUAUUUAUUGUCACUGUGCAAGCAAAGCGCUGUUCACAUCCUUCAUAGAUUGGAGGAAUAAAAAGAGAUAUUUCACAUGCAUGAAUCUCAUGAAGAAAUUUCAAGGUCGUUUUUCACCCCAAAUAUAAAAUACAAAGAUAUACAAAAAAUUAUACACAGCUCAAAAUAAAUAUUAAACUAAAAACUAUUUUAGAACCAUUAAGAACUUUUUGCAUUAUUUUCUUGACAAUCUGAUUUUUCAAUCAAAUUCUCAUUACUACUGUCAUUUUUACAGUAUAUCACAUAUUUUGUGUUCACAGUACAAUCAUUUUGACAAUUUUCUUUGCAUUAAGGCAAUGAGAAUUUGGGGGUGAAUAUUAAGUGCAUUUUUCACUCAAAUAACCAUUACUGCUCUUUUAUGUCGUUUUUUGUUUUCAAAUUAUGGUAAUUAUUUUUAGGGACAUUUAUUCUUUUCCUUACGGUAAUGAGAAUUUGAGAGACAAAAUGAAGCAAACUUUUCACUGAAAACCCCAUUUAUGCUGUUAUUCUCAGUAAUAUGUUGUCUUUUGUUUUCGCAUUAGGAUAAUGAUUUUUAUGGAAAACUUUUAUUUGCAUUACUUGAAUGAGAAUUUUGGGUUAAAAAUAUAAGGUACAUUUUGCCUUAUAUUUACCCGUAACUGCUCUGAUUCUUAUAUGUCGUAUUUUGUGUUUGCAUCAUGGUAAUGAUUUUUAUGGACCAUUUUUCUUAGUCUUGCGGUAAUGAGAAUUUGGGGGUGAAAAUGAAGUGCAUUUUCACUCAAAUACCUAUUUCUGCUCUCAUUCACCUUAAUAUGUUGUAUUUUGUGUUCGCAUUACAGUAAUAAUUGUUAAGGACAAUUUUUCUUUGCAUGACGGUAAUGAGAAUUUGGGGGUGAAAAUUAAGCAUAUUUCCACUCAAGUACUUAUUACUGAUCUCAUCUUAAUUUGUCACAUUUUGUGUUUGUAUUACGGUAACACGAUUUUGAUUUAAUCUUUGCAUUAAGGUAUUGAGAAUUUGGGUGUUACGAUGUGUUUCUCUGUCAUGAAAAUAAUUUUACAAUGCUUUACAUUUUAAUAGUCCUAAAAUAGACAAUUUCAUACUUUUUCUCUUGAAAUUUGGAUUGAAAAUUGACCCGGACAUCUUGACAGUUUUCUUGAUAUUCCUCCACAUUUACUCAAAGGAAAGCCAUGUUUAUGAAUUGGCAGAACCGUUGCUCGCGCUUCAUGUGUGCACCGUUUUUAUGUCGUGUUUAGUAUUAGUCUUGUGUCAAAGCUUGUGUAUUUGACAUCUGCUCCUGUUGGCAGCCCAUUUAGACCCAAUCAAACAUGAUGCAUGCUGUAUAUGCACUGUGACACCAACUACCCUACUGAUCCAAAGAUGUUAUUCACAACCCAUUUUAAUCACUUGAACAUGGCCAUAUUUUGGUUGGUGUCGCCUUAGGGCUGCACUGGUGGCCGCUGGUUGUUUAUGACUCAUGAUGGGCAAAUCUGUAAUCAACCACAAUGGUUUUCUGGUUACUGUGUCCAUGACUUUAGCUUUGUGAGGUGUAAAUUUAUUCAGGCAAACAGCUUCUCAAAUGAAGACUUAAUAAUUACUGAUAAUGAUCAUAAGAAUGUCAUCUUGCGGGACUCAAGAUGAUGUGUAAAACCUCACAUGUAAUUUGAUGUGUUGAAUGGAAAGAAGCAAAGAAAAUCCUCAAAUAAAGUUUAUUAA